Siniperca chuatsi (mandarin fish) is the source of this 3580-nucleotide messenger RNA. Its product is annotated as zinc finger protein 229-like. Gene Ontology annotation, molecular function: RNA polymerase II cis-regulatory region sequence-specific DNA binding; DNA-binding transcription factor activity. Gene Ontology annotation, biological process: regulation of transcription by RNA polymerase II. The transcript has 2 exons. The coding region runs from base 710 to 1861 and encodes 383 amino acids. The record is from RefSeq and is a predicted model, not a curated record. NCBI's taxonomy places the organism in Eukaryota, Metazoa, Chordata, Actinopteri, Centrarchiformes, Sinipercidae.
UCGGAACUUAAAUGUGUGACAUCCAGCGGAAGUAAACAAUACAAGCGCUAGCGUUAGCUGCAUGUUUUGAAUUCGCUGGAAGGUGUUAUUGUAUUCGCAUCGCCGCUAAUUAUUUCAUUUGUAACUAAGCAACAAUGUCUUCAGUUGAGUGUUUGAGAGAGUUCAUCAUCGAGCGACUAACUGCUGCUGCCGAAGAAAUAUUCGGAGUUUUUAGAAAAACUAUCGUCGAGUACGAGGAAGAGAUCUGCCGUCAGCGCAGACUGCUGGAUAUCGUUUGGAAACCCGAAAUAAAGUUACACAGGAUAGAGCUCCCACAGCAACAUGUCUGUAAGGAGGAGGAGGUUCUCGCUGACCAGCAGCUCUGUAUUCAGGAGAGGAACUCCAGUCUGGACCAAGAGGACCCAGAGCCUCCACAGAUUAAAGAGGAACAGGAGGAACUCUGUAGCAGGCAGGAGGGAGAGCAGCUUGUACUGAAGCAGGAGACUGAUACCUUUAUGUUGACUCCUGCUUACGAGGAAAGUGACCGCAGUGAACCAGAACCGGUGCAAGUGACCACCAGCUCGUCUCUCACGACUGUCAUGUAGCUGAGAGCCAAGAUCAGAAAGGAGGCAAGCAUGAAGACUCAGGAUCAACUAGAGAUGCAGAGCCAAAACAAAAGAAUCCAGAUCGCAAACGCAGAAGCCACAGUAACAAUGUACACAAGUCUACCAUGUCAGAGAUUCACCGUAAUCCUCACGCAGGUAAAAAGUCUUUAAAAUGUGACGCAUGUGGAAAAGAUUUUAAGUACAAGUCAAAACUGCAGGCACACAUGAGAACCCACACAGCUGAGAAGCCAUAUUCUUGCAGCAGCUGUGGAAAAAGAUUCAGUCAGACAUCAGAUUUGACCGCUCAUAUAAGAAUCCACACGGAUGAGAAGCCAUAUUCUUGCAAAACAUGUGGGAAAGAUUUAAAAAGUAGCAGUAACUUGAAAGUCCACAUGAGAACCCACACAGGUGAGAAGCCGUACCUUUGCAAGACCUGCGGGAAAAGAUUCAGUGAAAUGUCAAAAUUGAGAAGUCACAUAAGAAUCCACACAGGUGAGAAGCCAUAUUGUUGCAAAACAUGUGGGAAAGAUUUUAGAGUUAGUAGUCACUUAAAAGUCCACGUGAGAAGAACCCACACAGGUGAGAAGCCGCACCUUUGCAAGACCUGCGGGAAAAGAUUCUUUGACAUUUCAGCAUUGAAAACACACAUGACAAUCCACACAGGUGAGAAACCAUAUACUUGUGAAACAUGUGGGAAAGAAUUCAGAGUUAGCGGUCACUUGAAAGUCCACAUGAGAAGAGAACACACAGGUGAGAAGCCGUACCUUUGUAAGACCUGUGGGAAAAGAUUCCGUGACAUGUCAGCGUGGAAAACACAUAUAAGAAUCCACACAGGUGAGAAACCAUACACUUGCGAAACAUGUGGGAAAGAUUUCAGAUUUAGCUGUCAGUUAAAAGUCCACAUGAGAAGAGAACACACAAGUGAGAAGCCGCACUUUUGCAAGACCUGCAGGAAAAGAUUCUGCGACAGUUCAGCAUUGAAAAUACACAUGACAAUCCACACAGGUGAGAAGCCAUAUACUUGUAAAACAUGCAGGAGAUCUUUUAGACAGAGUGGUCACUUGAUAGUCCACAUGAGAAGAGCCCACACUGGUGAGAAGCCGUACAUUUGCAAGACCUGCGGGAAAAGAUUCUGUGACACUUCAGCAUUGAAAACACACAUGACAAUCCACACAGGUGAGAAGCCAUAUACUUGUAAAACAUGCAAGAGAUCUUUUAGACAGAGUGGUGGCUUGAACGUGCACAUUAAAAGAGCCCACGCUGGUAAAAAGCCGUAGAUUUGCAUUAUCUGCGGGAAAAGAUACGUUGAUGGGUCUAAUUUGGCACAGCACAGCAGAUCAUAUGAAGGCAGUGAUGUUGCUAGGUAUGCGUCCUUCGUCUAUGAUGUUAAAAUCCAAAAGGACGCAGUAAACUCACUGUUGAUGAGUCCAGGGAACACGCAACAUUGUUCCCUGAUAAUGCUACAUUGUGAACAACAAAUCCGUGUUGUAAUCAUUGAAAUAAACAAAAGAAACCUUGCUGUCAAAAAACCUGUUUCUUACCAUCUGCGCAUAUACUGUCUCUCCAGCACAAACCGGUUAGUUACUUUGGUAACAGCCGAAAAAACUCAAAUACUGUCUCACACUCACACGUGAUAGAUGGUGAUUUAACAGUGUUAUGAGUCUGUGUUUAAUUCGGCAUGUAUCUGAUCCACCAACCAGCAUGUGUUUUAGUGAGAAAUCUUAAUUUUUGAACAUUUGCCUCAUAUUCCCACAGUCUUCUCCCACUAAAGUAGCGCAGCAGUAUUCCUCUCAGCCAUCUGACUGGAGGUGCUUCAGGAUGGCUGCUGCUGAGUGAGUCAUCGUGUUUAGGCUUGUCUUUUUAAAAUAAACAAUUUGCAAUGCUGAGCAAAAUAUAAGAAUUAAGCUUAGAAAAAAGAAAGUCCUCAUGAUCAUGCCGAACUAAAGGAGAAAGAGUCAUUAUCUUGUUUUUUUUUCAUAAAACAAGAUAAUGGCACCGACACAUUGACUCUAAAAUUGGCCAUGUGCAAAGUCAACUAAUGAACAUUUAAAUCUCCAUGACAACAUUGGAAGAACAAAUCGAGGAGAUUCAACAAAGGGUCAGCGCUAAGUGCCACAGCCACCAUUGCAACACUUGAGAAAGAAGUUGCCAUGUUGAAAUGUAAAAACUAAGAAAGAGAAGAUGAAAUGAGAAGGGCAAACUUAUGCCUGGUGAGGCUUCCCGAGGGCGUCGAGAAGCGGGACCUGGUUGCUUUUGUUGCCUGGAGCAACAUGUGGCUGCACCGCUUCCCAGAGAAUUGUCUUCAUUCGUCUUCAAAGCAUAAGAGCCAAGGAAGGAAUCCUCUGCUUGGCACGUGAGAAAAAAGCUCUUUACUACAACACCACAAAAGCCCCCCCCCCCAUUACAGCCCUGACGUACUGAGCAAAAGAAAGGAAUAUGACCGUGUGAAACAGAAACUGAGGGGAAAAGGAAUAACAUACUCCAUACUACAUCCUGCCAGACUUCGAGUUCAAUAUAAAGGCACCACAACAAUAUUUAAUACUCUAACUGCAGCUGAGAACUUUGUUCGAGAGUUGGAGUUGCCUGGCGGGUAGGAUAUUGAAAACCUGAUGAACGCAUGCCUGAUGUACCGGUCCAGCCCCAACUGAACUUGGUCUGUUUUUGUCUUUAGACAGUUCAAGAACAGCAGAUAAAAUUAAAACAGUGUAAGAUAGCACAUUUACAAGUGCUGCAGUGACUGUAUACUGAAUGAACUGCUUAUUGAUGAAGUGUGAUUAUGAUGAAUUGUAUCUCAUACAUCCUUUGUUCCUAGAAAUAAGCUUUGCUUUUGAUGAUGAUAUACUGGGCUCUCAAAAUAUCAAUGACCACAGAGAGUUAGGUGUGUGUGUGAGAGACAGUGAAAGGGAGUGUUUAGUUCAGGGUUUCUUUUCCUUUUUUCCUCUUUCUUUCUGUUGCGGAUCUGUUUAGAUUAAAAUAAAAUAUUACUGCUCAAUUAA